Messenger RNA from Gavia stellata (red-throated loon), 738 nucleotides. Its product is annotated as acrosin-like. The record is from RefSeq and is a predicted model, not a curated record. Gene Ontology annotation, biological process: acrosome reaction; proteolysis. Lineage: Eukaryota; Metazoa; Chordata; Aves; Gaviiformes; Gaviidae. Gene Ontology annotation, molecular function: serine-type endopeptidase activity.
AUGUUGUGCGUGGUGAUCAAGGCCACACAGUUGACUCAGCUGGGCCCUGAGGCCCAAGUGCGGCUCCUGGUUCACAAACGCUAUAGUAAUAUCACGCAGAGGAACGACAUUUCCUUGCUGGAAUUGGACCAGCCUGUCCAGUGCAGCUACUCCAUCCAGCUUGCCUGCGUGCCCGACACCUCACUGAGACUGUCAGAGCUGACAACCUGCUACAUCAGUGGCUGGGGUUCCACGACUGAAAGAUCUGGAGGAUCGACUGAUGUCCUGCAGGAGGCCAAGGUCCGCCUCAUUGAUGUCAACCUCUGCAACAGCAGCGGGUGGUACAGAGGGGCCAUCCACACCCACAACCUGUGUGCUGGCUAUGCGCAGGGUGGCAUCGACGCCUGCCAGGGUGACAGCGGUGGUCCUCUCGUCUGCAAAGAUAACAAUGCAGACUACUUCUGGCUUAUUGGAGUGACCAGCUGGGGGAAAGGGUGAGUGAGAGCAAGACAGCCCGGAGUCUACCCCUCCACUCGGCACUUUUACGACCGAAUCCUGCUACAGAUGGGACUGCGCCCAGCAGUAACGGCUACUGCAACACCACAGCCAGUCUUCACCUACACCCCCUUCCAGAGGCCAAGGCCUAUACCAACACAAUCGGGCAGUUUUACACCCUGCCUAUUUCCACUCCAGAAGCUGGUGCAAUUCUUUAAUCUUCUGCGGGAGCUCCUGCAGGUCCUAACGGGAAUAAAGGCUUGA